This is a messenger RNA of Xiphophorus hellerii (green swordtail), 4012 nucleotides long. RefSeq names its product adaptor related protein complex 4 subunit mu 1 (gene ap4m1). Gene Ontology annotation, cellular component: clathrin adaptor complex. Lineage: Eukaryota; Metazoa; Chordata; Actinopteri; Cyprinodontiformes; Poeciliidae. Gene Ontology annotation, biological process: intracellular protein transport; vesicle-mediated transport. The record is from RefSeq and is a predicted model, not a curated record. The coding region runs from base 327 to 1655 and encodes 442 amino acids. The transcript is spliced from 16 exons.
GGGGCGCUGUGAAGCUAGCGGUUAGCUGUUGAGCCGGUUUAAAGUCUGCCUAGUCUGCUCGUAAACGUUUCAUUUAUGUCUAAUUUGACCUCUAAAUAUUUCAGGAAAAUGGUUUAUUCCGACGUUGAUCAGUUUUAUGUGAGCUAGAGUCAUGAAAUAUCUUCAGUUUUAAUAUAAUUUAGCUAAAUGUAAUAACCUAGCUGCUAAAUUAGCUCUUCUGCUGUCAACUGAGGCAACUUAAACUUUCAGGAUUUUUAUGUAAAUAGGCCGAACCGAACUGAACCGGGUCAAGCUCUUACCUUCAGUGAGGGACCAAGACGACAACGAUGAUGAUCUCUCAGCUCUUCAUCUUGUCCUCCAAGGGCGACCACCUCAUCUACAAGGACUAUCGUGGAGAGGCAGGAAGUGAUGUCAUCGACGUUUUCUAUGAGAAGGUCACAGCGCUGACGGGAGACCAGCCACCUGUUGUCAUGAGCCAUAAAGACCUCCACUUCGUCCACAUCAGGCAGGGCGGUCUCUACUGGGUUGCCACGACGACAGCUGACUCCUCUCCAUUCAGCAUCAUCGAGUUCCUGAACAGGCUCAGCGGUCUGGUGAAGGAUUACUGCGGCAGCCUGUCAGAGAAGGCCAUUCAGAUGAACUUCGCCCUGAUCUACGAACUGCUGGACGAGGUGCUGGACUACGGCUACGUUCAGACGACAUCAUCAGACAUCCUGAAGAACUUCAUCCAAUCAGAGGCCGUCUCCUCCAAACCCUUCAGCCUCUUCGACCUCAGCAACGUGGGGCUGUUUGGAGCGGAAACCCAGCAGAAUAAAGUUGCUCCCAGUUCUGCUGCCACCAGACCAAUCCAGUCCAGCAGAGACCCGGGAGGGAAGAGCGAGAUCUUUGUGGACGUGAUCGAGAAGAUGUCGGUGGUGAUCGGCUCCAACGGGGUUCUGAUGAAGGCUGACAUUGAGGGAGAAAUCCGAGUCAAGUGCUACAUGCCGAGCUGCUCCGAGAUGCGGAUCGGUCUGAACGAGGAGUUCAGUGUGGGGAAGUCCCAGCUCCGAGGUUACGGCGCCGCUGUCCGGGUCGAUGAGUGCAGCUUCCACCAGUCGGUCCAGCUGGACGAGUUCCAGAGCCACCGGAUCCUUAGACUGUGUCCCAGCCAGGGAGAGCACACGGUGAUGCAGUACCGGCUGAGUGACGAGCUGCCGUCGGCGCCGCCGUUCCGCCUCUUCCCCAGUGUGGAGAGGGACUCAGCAGGACGGCUGCUGAUGUACCUGAAGCUGCGUUGCGACCUUCCGCCCAAAAGCACCGCCAUCAACCUCAGUGCCUCCAUCCCGGUUCCUAGAGGCUCUGUGAGUCUGUCCCAGGAGCUCAGCAGUCCAGAUCAGAGCGCGGAGCUGCAGCUGCAGAACAGAACCGUGUUCUGGAAAAUCCCGCGGUUAUGUGGAGGAACCCAGCUGUCCGCUCUGUUCAAGCUGGACGUUCCGGGUCUGAGCUCCGCCUCCAUGCUGGAGGUCGGUCCAGUCGGGCUCAGCUUCGAGCUGCCUAAGUGGACCGGAACCGGACUGCAGAUCCGCUUCCUGCGCCUGUCUCCCGUCCAUCCCGGCCCGUCUCAGCGCUGGGUCCGAUACGUCACGCACUCCGACUCCUAUAUCAUCCGGAUCUGACCCGGUUCUGAACCGGCUGGAGCUGGUCUGAAGCUCUGGAAAUUAAGUACUGUUAUACCUUUUAAAGCAGAACUCUGAGUCUAGAACCAGGAGGAAGUUCUGUGCUGAUUCAGCCCGAUCACGCUCACUGACCCAUUCCACUUCUGCUUCAGAACUUCCUGCUGAUAAUGAUUCACUAGCCGACCCGGACCAGCGCGGCGCUGAAGGUUAAACCCGGCUGCGGCCCGGCCCGACUCGCUGGGCUCGUCCUUUCCUCUGGGGUCCCACAGGAAGGAACGCGGUUCUGAUCCAGAACAGCGACAGGAAGCGGAGGAGGCUGCAGAGACAGCAGUAACCGGGUCGGCUCUGGACAUCCUGAUGGAAACAGUUCUGACAGGCCUGGUUCUGAGCAGCGGCUCCAGAACAUGUUGCUGCUCUGCUCCUGUUCAGGACAGAACCAGAAGCUGUCCAGAACUCCUCUGACCCGUCCUGAGGUGAUAGUUACUGCAGGAAAAGUUCUCCUUUGAGUUCUGUGAUUUGAAUAAGUUCUGAUUAGCACUUAUGCUAAUCAGCUAAUAGCAAAGCUAAUUUUAGGCUUAGCGCUAACUCUGAAGCUUCCCCUAAAUUAAUGUGGAUGGAUAAAUUCUGAAGCACUGAUUUCCUUGGAUGUUUUGUAAGAUUUCAGUUGAAUGAAGUUUGACAUCUGGGUUGAAGUUUUGGUUUUUGACUGUUAAAAAUCUUCAAAAAGUUAGACGUUAUAGUCAUGCUCUUAUUUUGAAGUCUGUUGACACAACAGCUCCGAUUCACCGCUCCACAGUGAACAGUUUAAAAUCUGCUGAAGUCCUGGUGCUUUCUGACCGAAGCCCUAAAGCGGUCAGUUUGGCUAAACUAGCAACAGAGUUAGCAACAACUGUGAAACUUAAACAUGGUAUAACUCACUGACACAUGGGGCAUAUCAAUAUGACUGAAUGUAGUGCUUUAGCAUUCACUUCUGCUAAUUACCAUGUUGGUCUAGAGCUUUAGCAUUAGCUUUGGUUGGAUUAUGAGUGGGCAUAGCGCUUUAGCAUUAGUUUCUGCUAAUUACUGUGUUGGUAUAGCUACUUAGCGAUAGCAGAACUAAAAUUUAUGAUUAGUGCUUUAGGGUUAGCACAGCUAGGUUUGUAGUUAGCGGUCCUACCACUGAGUUAAUGUCCUUACUCAGUGGGUCAUAGAAGCAUUCAUACAGGCUGACCUCUGACCUCUGGAGGGACCCGGACCUCCUUACCUGCUCUGUUAACAGAACUCUGAGAUGAUCCAGAUCCAUAACUGGAACAAUAACCGCAAUAUUAUUUUGAUCAGUUUCACUUCCUGCCAGAUGUUGAAAGCUUCCAGAUGUUUUUCCAUGAAGACUUCCAGCUGUGAGCCCAGCCUCUUCCUCCUCUCCCUCAGCCUCUGGGCCGUGUGCAGAGCCGACCGGAGCUCCUGCAGCUGAGUGGACAGGUUCUGCUGAUUAACAUCUCGUUCCACUCAGCGGACCGCAGGACGGAGCCGGGUUCUGCUGGGACUGGCUGGAACACGUCGGCACCAAGAGGAGCCCGGGCGGUUCUGGUCAGAACUCAAAGCCAGGAUCUGGACCCAGACUGAGGUUCUGGUCGGGACUCAGAACUAGAAUCUGGACCAGGAUCGAGGUUCUGGAGGAGCUUGAGUCAGUCCUGACCCAGAACCAGGAAGUUCUCAGUUUUGUUUUCAUGUUAAGAAUUCUUACUAAAUAUUAGCAUAAGCUAAAAACAAAACAACUUCCUUCUGAGUCCUCCUCUCUUCUUCUGCUGUAGAAAGGUUUUACAGCCUGAUGAACUUCGGACUUUCAUCAUAAUUAAUGUUCAUCAAUAAAUUAUGGAGGUUUGGUUUUGAUCUGGGAACCAGCUGGACCCGUCCAGCUAACCAGGGCCGGCCCAGUUUGGCUGGUUCUGACCUCAGAUAAGCAGAAGGAAACAGGUCAGCGCCGCAGACCUGCUGCCUCAGCUGUUCUGGGGAAACAACAACUUGCUGGACUGAACCGGUCCUGGGUCAGAAGAACCGGGUCCCGGUUCUGAGCCGGUCCCGGCUUGUGGAUAUUUUCUCUUUAAUAAAUGAGCUUUUAUGCUUCUGACUCAUUUAAAUGGUUUUAUUUUCAACUAUUUGUUUAUUUAUAUAUUUAUUUUUAACCGUUUUCCAGAAACUUGUCAGGAAGCUUCAGACUGAUCAUGUAAAAAACUAAAACAGCUGAGUGAGGAAGAAAUUAUGUUUGCAUAUUUGUGAAAAUAUUAUGAUUAAUAUUUGUUAUCUUUAUUCACAUAAUAAAGUUAGAGCCCGGGUCACCGGGCCAUUAACCGGUCCGGGUUCUGAUCUUCUGGUUCUGA